UGGAUUUCAGCUCCCAGAAAUCCCAACCAGCUUCCAACUGUUAGGAAUUGUGGGAGCUGAAGUCCAAAACAUCUGGAGGAGCACAGUUUGAGAAACACAGCUAUAGAAUGAAUGCUGUUGAACACCACUUCAACUGCCCUGGCUCAAUGCUAUGGGAUUUGUAGUUUGGGGAGGCACCUGCACACUUUGGCAUAGAUGGCAUCAUCAGAACAUUUCAUGACACCACAACUCCUGUGAUUCUGCAGCAUUCAGCCCAUGACAGUUAAAGUGGUGUCGAUCUGCAUUCAUUCUCCUGUAUAGAUGCCAACAAGAAGGCCAUAGUGACAGCACCAUACUAUUCUCAGCUUCCCCAAACUGUAGAGAAGGCUGUAGUGCUAUGUAUUUUUACCUUGGAAGGAUGUGCUUCCUUACAUAUACCAGCACUUUUUCCAAGUAAACAAGCACUGAAUUAGGCAAAUUAGCAUACUGUAAGUGCUUCCUGGUCUGUGGCGUUUUUUGGCCCCAUGAAAAUAGGCAGCUUUGGCGUGAAUGCGGGAUCUUCUGUUCUCUCACUUGGCUAGGGUCCCUUCCACACAGCUGAAUAAAAUCCUACAUUUUCUGCUUUGAACUGGAAUGUAUGGCAGUGUGGACUCAGAUAACUCAGUUCAAAGCAGAUAUUGUGGAAUUUUCUGCCUUGAUAUUCUAGAUUAAAGUAGAGUCACUUAUCCAACAUAAAUGGACUAGCAGAACUUUGGAUAAGCAGAAAUGUUGCUUAAUAAGGAGGGAUUAAGGAAAGCCUAUUAAACAUCAAAUUAUGUUAUAAUUUUACAAAUUAAGCACCAAAAUAUCAGGUUUUAGAAGAAAUCGACAGAAAAAGCAGUUAAUUACACUGUAACAUUAUAUGGUAAUUACUGUAUUUACAAAUUUAGGACCAAAACGUUGCAAUGUAUUUAAACAUCUAUGGAUCCGGGUGGGAGGCAGAAUGCGUUGGAUAAUACAGAAAGUUGGAUGCGCUAAGGUUGGAUAAGCGAGACUACUGUAUAUGCCUGUGUGGAAGGGCACUAGGUUGCCAAAACAGUACAUACCUAUAUCUAGCAUCAACCUUAAAGGAUAACAGUUUAUAUGGUUGUGGGUUUGAAUCCUUUGACAUUUUACCUCUAUGAGAGGGCAAGUGACUAUGUGUAGAGAAAUAAAGUAUGACCCUUGUAUCUGGGGGCAGGAUUAGCAUUUUCAUUUACCCAUAUCUGACAAAAUAAGUCCUAUCUCGACAGUGAGAGGCGUCUAGUGAAUCUUAACCAGGGAGAAAGAUGGGAGUUUCAAUCAAAUAAAUACAUAAAUUUCAAAUUAUUGAAAAUGGUUCAAUGAGCAUAUGAAACCACUACAGUACAUAUUAUACUUUAACAUUCAUCAUUUGAAAAUCACUUAGAUAGGCCAGCCAGCAGAAAUUGUUCUUUCCUGCUGUUUUCAACUCAGAUGGCAUAUCCAGCUAAUCAUCCUCGUUCUACAAUCUUUACGCAGUUAUAAUGACAUGUAGUCACACUACAUCGAUAAUGUUCUACUGGACUCCUCAUUUUAUUUGCUCUAACAGACUGACAUGGCUACCUCUCUGUAAUUGGUUUUGAUGAUGAUAACAGGUGAGCCAUCACAGAAAAUUUUGGAAAUGGCCCAGAAGGGCAACUGCUUCAUUCCUGUGUCUUUAUGUAAAGACACAGGAAUGCAGCUAGCAAAAAAUUGGCAGCUUUUGAUGAUGAUGAAUAUCCGAAGCUUCUUUCUAGAUGGCUUGGCCUCAGGCCCCUGGCCCCAUUGUGCUCCCUCCCCGCUGGCAGAAGGUUACUGGGAUAUUAGGCCCCUCCCCUUUGUAGGAGUGGGGUUUAUGUGUGUUGGGGACUGGAGUAAUCUCCUUUUCAAACCAAAUGUCAUAAUGGCUCCUCUUAAGAACUGAAGGAUGACUAAUGUUUUCUAUAUACACACACAUUCAUAUACAUUAACCCCUGAGGAAGAAGAAAAUUUAUUGGCUUUUCCUUUGCAGUCCAGAUGGGCUUAAAAUUAGGUUGGCUUGGCCUGCAACUUCCAUUAUGAAUUGUUUUGAGAGUAAUUUUCUGUAGUAGUUCUCCAGAAUUUUACAUCUUUCAAUCUGUUCAAAUGACAGGUUGAUGGAUUGUGUAGUGAAGCCAUGUAUUGUUGCACUGCAGUAGACACAUCCUUGUUAUUUUACAGGUUUUCCUCAACUAUAAUAUUUCAUUUGACAUGUUUCAAGGAUAUCUUUGUAAUCAGGCUUUAAGGGCUCUCGGUAUUCUUCAUGGUGAAUACAGACCAUAAUCAGAGAUUCCUUGCAGCCUAAAGUUCAAAAUAUGUGGUGGAGGCUCCUUCUUUGGAAGCUUUUAAACAGAGGCUGGAUGGCCAUCUGUCGGGGGUGCUUUGAAUGCAAUAUUUCUGCUUCUUGCCAGUGGGUUGGACUGGAUGGCCCAUGAGGUCUCUUCCAACUCUAUCAUUCUAUGAUACUUUACCAUGCUUGUAUUAUUCCUAGUACAUUUAGGACCGAUGUGUAUAACAGGGAAUCCUUAGCCACCUGCUACUGAUGGUUCUGCUAAAGUAAUAAAUUUUUACUUCGUAUAUCUACCCAUCUGUUCAUCAUAAAAUCAGAAUCUUGUAGUGAUUUGUGACUUCCUGGAACCUGCCCUUUUCACAAUUUUCACGGUAUUUUAGGUAAUAUGUUCCUUAGGUCUAGGUCAAAGGUGUCCAACAUUUGGUCCACCAUGUGUUUGGGAGUCUCAACUCCCAGAAGCCCCAACCAACUUGUCCAAUGGUCUGGAAUUCUGGGAACUGAACUUCAAAACACCUGAAAGGCCACAAGUUUGACAUCACUGGUGUAGGUAGUUCUAUAUUUUAAACAAAAAACCCUUUCCUUUGUUUGUGUAAUUGUUUGCUCUUGUGAUUCGUUUAGCUGACACUGUGAUAACCCCAAAGACCCAAACUUCCCUGAGGGAUGGAUAGUGUUUACUGACGGCUAUGUUGUUUGCUAAUGGUUAGGUAGGGAUUUUCUUAGAGGCAGUGAGGCUGAAAUGAUACUAUUUCAAAUAGUGAUUAAGUCUUUAAAGCACUCAGUGCAAGCAGAGUCUAAAGGGCUUUGGUUUGAAAAGGGGUAUGUGAUAUAUUGUAAGAGUUUGCUCCUUCCAUUGUUGCCUUACCUAAGCCAUGUAAGUCGAUAGGAUUCCAGGCUCCAAAUUGACAACUAUUUUUGUAUUGAAAUAAAUGUGCAUGAAAUGAUAACACUCUUGAGACUGGACAAAGCAUAAGGUAUUUUAUUUUUUAGUAGUACCUUAAAAUGAAUGUCCUUUAACAGUUAUUUUUAUACAGAAAAGUGCUACUGAUGCCAAGUGGUAAAGGUCUUUCUGGAUACGUGGUCAAAUGAGUUGUUUUUAGUUUCAGGGUUAAUAGAGAACUAGCGUGGUGUAGUGGUUUGAGCACUGGACUAUGACUCUUUCCAAAUCCCUGCUCAGCCAUGGUAAAGCCACUGGGUGAUUUUGGGCAAGUCACACACUCUCAGCCCUCUCAAAACAAAUGUUGCCAAGGAAAGCCUGUGAUAGGCUGCCAUAAGUCAGAAAUGACUUGAAGGCACACAACAAGAAUUAAUGCUAAAUUGAUUGGAGAACUUGAGGCUAACCAGAUUGAGUAACAGUUGAACUGUAAGUGUCUUAUAUUUUUCUCCAGUGCAUCAUUUUGUUGUCCAACAAAAAGCUAACCCAAUUUUUCAGUCUUUAUGGUGCCACAAUACCAUUUUAUGUUUUUCUGUAAAUGAUGAGAUUGGGGCAGGGGUGUCUGAAAGGGAAGUUUACAGACUGCAAUGAAUCUGGUGCAAAAAUGGUGUGAGCAAAUUCUACAUAUAUCUAUGAUCUUUAAACAAUCUACAUAUGUAAAUUAAGGAGGUUUAAGAGAUAUACGCCAAACACAAUACAGAACUGAUCAUACAGGUGGAGGCGACUGGUACCUCAUUUUCCAGCCCUGUACUAAUCUCUGUCUUUAGACUGAUAAAUAUUUACCCUGAAUAAUUUUGUCUUCUGGAGGAGUGAAAUUGGCAUUGUUUGUUCAAUGCCAGUAAAAUACGUUUUGAUUAGCAGGGUUGCCCUCGGAGUAACAAUUUUUAGUUACGUUAGUAUUGAUCCAACAAGCCUUUCAUUCAUACUUCAUAUGCAGGGUCCUUCCCAGAGUGAUAGAAUUUACUGUUGCCAUUGUGCCAGCACACUUUUUCUUGGUCACAAAAAAAGGAUGGAACUAUUGACCUUGUUCAUUAAAUCUAACUGGGUUUGCACAAAUAAUGCAUCAAAAUCCAAUUCGUAUAUGUAUGGCACUCUUAACUUUAAAGAACUAUGUUUUUGUGAGGGAGAUUUUAAGAGAGAUUCUAAUCUGCCAAAGGUGAAUAAGUUAACAGUUGCUUACCAACUGCAAAUAAAUUACAUAUUUGUGAGGGAGCAUAUUCAUCUCAACAUUCUUGUUGCAACUUCUGUAGAGAACCUCCUUAAAUUGCACAUAUAUUACUGUACCUAUACAUGUUUGUCUCUCUAUCACAUAACCCAGCACUUCUUUCCUCAGCCACAUGGCUAGGGGCCGAGCCUAGCCAUCAUUUUACCUCCAAUGGAUGCAAGUUUCUUUGGUGAAGAUUUCUCCUGAGAGUUCAAGACUAGCAGAAAGAAGCGAGGAAAUUGCGACCGUUUGGUUCUUACGGAUAGGUAUGAUGGGCGUGGUCACCUGCAUGACCUUUCUGAAUAUGAUGCUGAAUAUUCCACAUGGAACAGAGAUUACCAAUUAUCUGAAGAGGAGGCUAGAAUAGAAUCCCUCUGUGAUGAAGAGAGAGGAAGAAUAUAAGAGGCUGAGUGAAGCUUUGGCAGAAGAUGAUACCUAUAAUGCAGUGGGGUUCACGUAUAGCAGUGAUUAUUAUGAUCCUUCAGAACCCACUGAGGAAGAAGAGCAGCCUUCAAGAGGAAAAGUUUCUACAAUGAAGAUAGAAAAUUUGGAAGAAAAUGAAGAACCUUUUAUUGCUCCUUUGGGUUUGAAUGUACCAUCUGAUGUAGAACUGCCACCAACAGCUAAAAUGCAUGCAAUCAUAGAACGGACUGCAAACUUUGUCUGCAAGCAGGGGGCCCAAUUUGAGAUUAUGCUGAAAGCAAAACAAGCCCGAAACUCUCAGUUUGACUUUCUGCGGUUUGACCACUACCUCAACCCUUACUACAAAUUUAUUCAGAAAGCUAUAAAGGAGGGACGGUAUGCUACAGCUGCACAAAAGAAGAAAGAUGAGAAAAAAAAUGUAAAUGAAGAUGCAGAUAAAGAUGAUGCUGAUGAAGAUGAUGCUGAUGGUGAUAACUAUCUGCAUCCAAGCCUAUUUGCUUCUAAAAAGCACAAUAGACUUGAAGAGCUCAUGAAGCCUUUAAAGGUGGUGGAUCCCGAUCAUCCACUGGCAGUGCUUGUUCGCAAGACACAGGCUGAAAAUAAUUUGGCUGCCCCUCAAUCAGCUGAGGGAGCAGCUGUUCCACCAUCUCAAAUAGACUAUUCUUCAGAUUCAACCGUGGCAGCCAUGUAUUACAGUUAUUACAUGUUACCAGAUGGAAGCUAUUGUCUCGCUCCGCCACCCCCAGGAAUUGACAUGGCCACUUACUACAGUGCUCUGCCAGCAGGAGUGACUGUGUCUAGCACUACAGGAGUAGCUACAAUAACUGCGCCCCCACCUCCUGGCACUAUAACACCACAAUCCUCCGAGGCAGCUGAUGAAAGUCGUGGAGGAAUAUCUGCCACAACUUCAUCAACAAGCACAAUUCCUCCUGUGGUUGCCAUCAUCCCCCCACCUCCAGACAUCCAACCUGUUAUUGACAAGCUAGCUGAAUAUGUUGCAAGGAAUGGGAUUAAAUUUGAGACAAGUGUUCGUGCCAAGAAUGAUCCCAGAUUUGAGUUUUUGCAGCCCUGGCAUCAGUACAAUGCCUACUAUGAAUUUAAGAAACAAUUCUUCCUUCAAAAAGAGGACAGUGACAGCUCAAAGCAUGUUGCAUCUUUGUCAGAGGAUAUCCCAGUGAACACUGCCAGUGAUGUACCUGGAGAAACUCAGUUUUCCACUGACCAGACAUCUGAAGAUAUGGAGUCUGUUUCCCAAGGAAGUAAAAAAGAUCCAAAUAUCAUCAAACUUGGUAAUGAUGGCAAACUGGUGAAAGCCUCCUUUGCACCAAUCAGUUUUGCAAUCAGGGUCAAAGAGAAUGACUUGCUCCCUUUGGAGAAAAACCGUGUGAAAUUAGAUGAUGACAGUGACGAGGAAGGGGAGGAAGGUAAAGAAGGUCAAGAGAAUGCAAGUAGCACUUCAAACACCGGUGUAGCAUUUGCAUCAUCCAGUAAUGCUCCUGAAGAAAGGAAGCCCCAGCUUACUCAGGAGGAGCUGGAGGCCAAACAAGCAAAGCAAAAACUGGAGGACAGAUUGGCAGCUGCAGCCAGGGAAAAGCUAGCUCAAGCAUCUAAGGAGUCAAAAGAAAAGCAACUUCAGGCGGAAAGGAAAAGGAAAGCUGCUCUGUUUUUGCAGAAUCUGAAGAAUCCCUUGGCAGAUGCAGAUGUUGAGAAAAUGGAGGAGAAUGCUUUUAAUAUAGAGACAAUCAGUAACAUACCCUGCAGUCUGUUGACUAGCAUUAAGACAUUGCCAGCCUUGGAAGCCAAGAUGGCCGAAAGUCCUUUAAGCAGAAGCAGAGAUCUCCCUAGAGAAGAAGAAAAGGAAAAGAAGAAAAAGAAACACAAGAAAAGAUCAAGAUCAAGAUCUCGGUCACCUCUUUCCAAGUAUCACUCAUCAUCUAAGUCCAGGUCUCGAUCACAUUCGAAAGCGAAGCAUUCUCUUCCAACUGCUUAUAGAACUGUCCGACACUCAAGGUCUCGAUCAAGAUCACCAAGGAGAAGGGCACAUACACCUGAAAGGCGUAGAGAAGAAAGAAGUGUCCCAACAGCAUAUCGUGUUACCAACAGUCCAGGAAUGAGCAGGAGGCGCACACGUUCUAGAAGUCCUAGCGAAAGGAAGAAGCGGAGAUCCCACUCCCACAGCAAAUCCAAAGCAAGGUCUCAUUCACCCUCGAUCUCACCAAGCAAACAGUUGGUGUAUAAGAACUCAACUCAUUCUGCUAGUGUCUCUCCUGUGGAGAGCAGGGGAUCCAGCCAAGAACGCGCUGGGGGAGCUUCUUUGGAAAAAGAAGGCCAGAUCUCGUCAGCAAUUGUUUCAUCCGUACAGAGUAAAAUAACUCAGGAUCUUAUGGCCAAGGUGAGGGCUAUGCUCGCCGCUUCCAAAAACAUCCCAACGAGUGCCUCCUGAGACUGGAAGAACUGCUGUUUCAGAAGAUAAUAUGCAGAUGGAAUCUUGGUUUAGAUGAUUCCCAACUCCUUUUGACCAACAGCAGUUUUCAAGAGUCAUGAUCCUUUUUGUGUACAGACGAACUAACCCUUGGACCAUCGCUGAAUUUUCAACAUGGAACUUCCUUUUGAUAAUACACGGCCUUUUGGAAUUUUGUAAAUUACAUUUUGUCUGCCUCUUCAGUAAGGAUUUAACCAUGAUGAGUAUAUGUAAAUUGUAAAUGCAAUGUUCUUGCAAGUGUCACAAAAAAUAAAAAUGCAGAAAAAAUUUUUA
Messenger RNA from Anolis sagrei ordinatus, 7618 nucleotides. RefSeq names its product splicing factor SWAP (gene SFSWAP). Gene Ontology annotation, biological process: RNA processing; mRNA 5'-splice site recognition. The record is from RefSeq and is a predicted model, not a curated record. Gene Ontology annotation, molecular function: RNA binding. Lineage: Eukaryota; Metazoa; Chordata; Lepidosauria; Squamata; Anolidae.